AUGGAGGCAAGGAUCCCCUUACAGGCAAGGAUCGACCUGGCUGACGUGAUGGAGGCGGCAGACAUGCUGGUCAGCCCCGAUGGCGAUACCAACCAGCUGGACGACGGGUGCCUCUUGUUUCCGUACAUCCCUUUGCUACUGCAGUUCCCAACCAAGAGAGGAGGGGCGGAAGGGAGGAGAAAGUGGGAGCGGAGAUUUCGGCUGUUUUGGGAGGGGGAAUGGGAGCUGCUGCUACGAGAGGGGGCCGAUUUCGCACCAAAGAGCACCGAGACGACACCGGCCAUCCACCCCACACCCGCCCACCCCACCUACGACCAGCAGGAGCGUCUGGCGACCCGUGAGCCAGCAACACGCCCCACAGCCCGCCUCAAGCAGCGUGCAAGAGGGAGAAGCGCCUGA
This is a messenger RNA of Vitrella brassicaformis, 399 nucleotides long. The record is from the annotation of a GenBank genome assembly. NCBI's taxonomy places the organism in Eukaryota, Vitrellaceae.